Messenger RNA from Mangifera indica (mango), 2878 nucleotides. Its product is annotated as transcription factor bHLH143-like. The transcript has 4 exons. Gene Ontology annotation, molecular function: protein dimerization activity. Lineage: Eukaryota; Viridiplantae; Streptophyta; Magnoliopsida; Sapindales; Anacardiaceae. The coding region runs from base 946 to 2016 and encodes 356 amino acids. The record is from RefSeq and is a predicted model, not a curated record.
GGCAAAAUGGUCAUGAAAAGGUCUAUAUAAUCUCAGCAUCCUUUUACUGACUUGCCUCUUUACAAACAGCUGCCUGUACUUUUCUCUUCACUGUUCACUUCUGUCUUUGUUCUUUCCAAUCUGAUCUUAUUCUCAACGCCACUCCUUCUGACCGAAAUUUAAGUAUAUAAAUUAUCAUUGAGCGAUUCCAGACCGUGGAUAAAUCAAUAGUUCAGAGAAAUAAAACAAUAUGCCUUGGUUGAGUCUUUCAGUUGAUGUUUACCGAAGAGUUGUGCGCUUGAAUUUAUAUUGCAGAGUUAUUCUGUAAAUUUUUUACCCGUGUUUGAACCUUAAUUCCUUAAUCAAGUUUUUGUCAUUCUUUCUUUUAACAAUCCAUGGGACUUAAUCAGUAUUUUGUCUUUUAUUGUGAUAAUUAUAGGGUUAGUUAAGAAAAGAUUGCAGUCAGAUCUAUUUCAUAUUUAAACUUCCUUUGUUAGUUUCUGUUCUAGCCAUAUACCCGUAAGUCGUAUAAUUUUAGUUGUAUCUGUUAUCAAUCGCUAUAUCUUUCCCGGUUUCAUACUUUCACAUUGUAGAGUAUUAGUUUAUUGUCUUGUCCUUUAUUCAAAAAAAUUGAGUUGAUCGUUCAAGGGUGUAAAGAAGUUAUGGUGUGCCAAGCUGCCAGUCAAACAAGAUUUCGAGCGUUAAAAUAUGAGAAUGGAAUUGCCGGAAAACCAACAAUUAUAGUUAGAGUGAUAGCAUGCUUUAAACCUAUGGAGGAUUGCCAGGCUCAAUAUUUCCGUCAUUUGCUUAAACCUGUCACGUAGAUUAGUCCUACUUCUGCGUUAAUACUAUCAAGCUGAAAUUCUUAGUUUCAUCCUUUUUGUUCUUUGUUCCUGAAAUACAAUACGAGUAAUCGACCAUUGCAGAUAUCAGCACCAGCCAUCUUGAGGUUAUUGUUUUGGUUGGAUGGUUAAGCCACACGAAUCUUGGCUUUAUUCUCAGCAUUCUACUUGGCAAUUGCCUGAUUUGAAUUGUAUGAGCACAUCACUAGAUCCUGGGCAACCAGAGUGUUUGCCACCAUGUAUAAAUCCUGGUACGUACAUGUUUUCUGUGAACAAACCAUUGCCAGGGUUUGCAGUUCCUGGGCUAGCAAAAUUGAAGACAGAGCCAGCAAAUGGAGCUCAUAGGUUGCUUGAAGCUUUGCCCUCACAGUUACAGGCUGUGGUUCCCAAUAUGUCCCCAAAUCCUAAUGAAAAACAAUCUGCUUUUACUUUUGGGUUCAGUGGGGAGGCCAUAGCAAAUGAUAUGUUUAGGUCUUCACAGAAGGGAUUUUUAGUGUUUGAUCAGUCAGGGCAUCAAACCCGUUUAAUUUACAGUUCUUUCUGCCCUUCUGUCUUGAAUCCACCUGCUUCUUUGAGAAAACUAGGUUCCUUUUGUGGUUUGCAUGAGAACCAGGCAAUUAAAUCGGAUGAGUUUACUCCACUGAAAGCUGCUUUACAUGAAGAAUCUGAUGUGAAUAGCAUUAGUGGUGAAGAGAAUGAGAUGCAUGAAGACACUGAAGAAAUUAAUGCCCUACUUUAUUCAGAUGAAGAUAGUGACUGUAGUGAUGAUGAUGAAGUAAAGAGCACCGAUCACUCUCCACUCCAAAUUGAAGUAAGCAACAAGAAGCGUGAACAUAUAGUGGAAAUUUCAGAAGAAGUUGGUAGCUCUGACAGCCCGAACAAAAGGCUGAAAUUGUUUGAUGGGGUGUACCGAAAAGCAUCACAAACUGACACUGCUUGUUCAGUGAAACUGGAAGAAACCCAUGAAUAUGACAAUGACACAGAAUCAAGCUGCGCCAAUGACCAGACUCAAGGAGAGGAAGUGGGUUUCAUUAUGAGUAACGAACAGUGUAUCAAGGAUAAGAUCCGCAAGACAUUAAGAAUUCUGCAGAGUAUAAUUCCAAGUGUAAAGGGAAAGGAUCCUCUGUUGGUUCUUGAUGAAGCUAUAGAUUAUCUGCAGUCUUUAAAAGUUAAAGCCAAUGCUUUAGGGGUGUAACUAUCGGUAAGUUGCACUUUUGUUCUCUUAUGUUGUUCCUUGCACAAUAGUAUGUUGUUUAAAAGGUCUAGAGAAGGAUGGAAUGGUAUUAGCCCAACAACUCUUGGCUUGAAUGAUUGAUGAAUUAGAAACCACUACAACAACUAUGGUUUUGUGGGUGCUUUUUAUCUUCUUUCUUUCUUUUCUUUUUUCUCUGUUAAGAGCUGUUUUUAAUGGGAUAAUAAAGUAAAAGGAAGGAAAAAAUGGGAUGAUAACACACUUUGGAGGAAGGAAAAACAGGGUUUUGUUUGUUGACCAGGAAUGAUAAACUUUAUAAAGCUUUUGGGUGAGAUUUAUUCAAGAAAGUCACAAAGAUUUGUAAGGCAUGGGAAGAUUGAUGGUAGUGGUGGUAUGUAUUAGUAGGUGCAUUGAGAACCUCCAUGGAUUAAGUGCAUGCGCGUUAGGUAACUGGGACCCACGUUCCACCUUCUCCUUCCUUAUUGAUGUUAUGCUUUUGUCUUUUCCCUUUCCCCUAUAUCACAUCAUGUUGGUAUUAAUCUCUAUAAAUAAAGCGGGAAAAAGGUUUACUGUAUGGCCAAAGUGCAGAAGACUUACGUUUCCAUGCUGAAUUGUUGGGUCCGGAUGAUGGAGUAAAGUUUGUGGGUUUGCUUCACAUGUGAAAGCUAUGUUACCAUCCUUUUUUAUUGUGAAUUUGUUGUGAGUUUUCAAUAAUUGAAGUGAAAUGUUUUUGGUUUGGUUGUUGCCUGUUGUUAUUGUUGUUGUGGUUUCCUUUUUAUUAUUCUAUGUAUGUUUGUAUUUCUUGUCAAUCAAUGUAAUGGUGAUUCCCUUCCCUUUUAUAGGAGAAUUGUUGAGUUGGGAAUAA